Messenger RNA from Hydatigera taeniaeformis, 1449 nucleotides. The record is from the annotation of a GenBank genome assembly. Lineage: Eukaryota; Metazoa; Platyhelminthes; Cestoda; Cyclophyllidea; Taeniidae.
AUGACUACCGCCGCCCCGUCUUGCACAUCUUUCUCCAUCUGGCUGGGAAAGUAUUUGACUCACCUUAGCGAUGAGAUUGAUAUUGAAGUCUAUGGUGAUUACAUUGAAGGACUUCUUAACGACGAAACUUUGGAUAAACCAGAGAUCAUCGACAGCAUUCGGAGUUUUCUCGAAUCCGUGUUGCCCUCAGAGUUGGCCAUUGAAGGCAGUGAAACGAUAUUUACGCGUUUUCAUGAUCUACAAGUCACCCCAUCUGCUCAAUCUCCCACCACUGCUGCCACCAACACCACUGCCUCUGAGCAUUUUGACCGAUUGGAGGAGCAGAUGCGUUCCAUUCUUAUCUCGACCGUUGUUGCUAAUACCACGACUCCGGUGCCUUCCUACGUCAAUCCCUUCCCUCCCAGGAAUUCCUCAACGAAACUCACUAAUCUGAAUACACAAGGGGAAAAAAAUCAACCCCAAGGGAAGCAAGAAUCUCAGUUGCAGAAGCAACGAGAUGCCUGUACAGUGGCGGUGCUUCGUGCAGCGGGUGCGACUGGUUACCAGGGUGAUGCUGAAGCUGAGGCAGCACUGAAGGUGGCUCUGGCUGACGCCGAAUACUUUGCUAAGCAGGUGGCAAAUGGGGGUGGAAUCUCUCCUUCAGCGACGACGGCGUCAAAAGGCGGAAAGACUGGCUUGGGUGUUGAUGUAGUGGCUGCGGCAAUAAUGGAGCGAGAAGAGGAGAUCGACCUGGAGGAAAUUGAGGAGAAGCAGGGAUACGCUAAAAAGGAGGGAAUCAAACCAGGCAACGUAAUGGAUGCUCUCUCCACUCUCAAUCCGGGGAAAUUCAGUUCCUCUGAUACUGCAGUUGCCGCAGCAGAAGAUUUCAAGUCCUCGCGGCAUCUUAAACGAAUGCCGACACCAGGUGAUGUCAAUUCCAGCUCCACUCCCGGCUACCUCCUUCUCAAUUCUCGGAGUACGGGGAGCAGCGUCGGUGGCGCAGCCAAUACGUCCUUCAUUGCUGGCGCUGGCGCAGCAAAUAUCCCGAAGAAGAAGUCGGCUCCGCCUUCGAAACACCUAGCCGAUAUUGGAGCAAGGGCUGAGGAGAAGCAUCAGCGAAUGAUGGCAAAGCAACAAGAAAGGUUGAGUGCUGUUGGCGUUGGUGGGACAAGUGGUAAUCGGCUCGACGAUAUGGAUGCAUUCUUCUUCAGUGACGAUGAAGAUGACGUGGAGGCGAGAAUGAGGAGAACGCAGCAAAGAAAGAAAGAAGAAGAUGUGCUACACGCUGAUGGUGGCAAGAGAGAACGAGUAAUUGAGGCAGAAAAAUUGAACAGAGUCAUUUCGGCCCGUGAGUAUGCAGAAAGCAGAGCGAAGGCAAAGGCAGAAAGGGCAGGUCAAGAGGAGGAAAAUGCAAAACGGAAGGUCGUUGUGCACCAGAGGACGCAAAAGUUGGAACGGAGACGUCACUAA